This is a messenger RNA of Physcomitrium patens, 7172 nucleotides long. RefSeq lists its product as uncharacterized. The record is from RefSeq and is a predicted model, not a curated record. Gene Ontology annotation, biological process: protein deubiquitination. Gene Ontology annotation, molecular function: protein binding; cysteine-type deubiquitinase activity. Lineage: Eukaryota; Viridiplantae; Streptophyta; Bryopsida; Funariales; Funariaceae.
CUCUCUUCCGUCAUUGCUAGAACACUCACUCGCUGCAGCAAAUUCAAUUGCAUCUUCCAGCUCCCUCUUGUUCUCUUCCUCGCACUCUCCCUCCCUCCCUUGCACUUCUGCUCUUCGCUCUCCGAUUCCCUUCUCGGAGACUUUUCAAGCUGCGAUCCGUCUGCGUGCGCUCUACUUGUCUUUCUUCUGUUCGGAUCCGGCUCAUUCGCGAGUUCUACUGCGAUCAAUCGACUCGCUCUCUCUCUCUUUGUUCGCGGUUGGCGGUUUUGGUGUAACGUCUAGGAAUUAAGUACUCCAAUGUGCGCCUACCGCGAAUCAGGUGAGAACUGUGAGUGGUUUGACAAUGAGAGUAAUAAGGGACGGUGUAACCGAUUUAAGAGAUGGUGUCUUUUGAUUGAAUCUACCGAGUUCGAUACUCCAGAAAGCUAGACAUGUUCUUUUUAGGGUUUUGUUAUCGAGUUUGGUCGUUCGCUCAAGACUUUGGGGUUCUGUUCUUGUGAAAGCGAGAAUGGUGUAUAAGUGCUUUUUUUGGACGUCUGUUGGUUCAUCUAAGCGUGUUAAUGCGUUGGAACGUGAUUAUGCUUUUCUUGAUUCCACCUGUAACAUCUUUCUGCUGCUUACCAGAGUAACCUGAGGAGUUUCUCAUCUCGUAGGGUUUUUCUUGGAGUUGUCAGAUGAUUCUUCUGAGGGAUGGGUAGGGAUUUCGCAUCGUUCAAUCGAGGUGGUUGCUUCGUGACGGAUUAUUUCGUAGAAAGUAAUGCAACCGAUGAGAUGAGAGCAUCAGGGUUUUGACUGAACGCAGGCGGAUCAUGAAGAUAUGUUUCGUAUUUCUGUAGUUCUUUUGUGCUAACAGCUAUGGCGAAGAAAGGUAGAGUGUAGUCGCGCUUGUAGGAGACCAAUUGGUUGCUAUGCGGCACCCAUGGCCAUGUAUGUAAAUUGCACUUCUGCACAUGGCGCAAAAGAAGAAAGCAUCCGCUUUUCGCACUGCUUCUGUAAAUAUUCCUGUGCCCUCUUCCCAGCCAAACAACGCUCCAGUGUGGUUGAUUUCAUCUGCACCGUAUGAUAGCGAUUCGCGGGAAGCGGUGGCAGUGCCGGAGAUCCAAGCCGGAACGGUUGCAGAAGCGUUUUUAUCGGAGACUGGAGGAGGGCAAAGAAAAAGAGAUGUUACAGGUCCAUGCAAAGGUGAUGUCACAGAGAAAACUCUUGGGAAAGGAGUUGCUCCCGCCCGGCUUCCGAAUGGGGCAGGGAAGGGGCUGCCCAUUGCUCGUUCUGGAGGAUGUAAAGUUACUAGCGGUGCGAAAGAUGAAACUUCGAAUUCUGCGCAAAUUAAAGGAGAGUGUGACAAGGCAUUGGUGGCUUUGCGGAGAGGAAACAGUACAAAAGCUUUGAAGCUCAUGAAAGAUGUAUGUAGCCGAAAUGACGCUUCUAGUCUAGCAUAUCGUGUGCAGGGGCAUAUUCUCAUGCGUAUAGCGGCUGUUAUCGAGGACACUAGCACGAAGAGAAAGCACUUUCAAUCCGCCCUUGAGAGCGCGAGAAAAGCUGUUUCUCUUUCCCCUCGGUCCGUGGAGUAUGCGCACUUUUAUGCUCAGCUUCUUUAUGAAGCUGCAAAAGACAGCAAAGGCUAUGAAGUAGUGGUCCAAGAAUGUGAAAGAGCUCUACAUAUUGAUGAACCCAUUGAUCCAGCGAGUGAGAGCCUGCACCAUGAGCAGGAGCAGGAGCUUCUUACUGCCGAAGCUCGCAUUGAACAUGUCAAACAGGAAUUAAAAAAUUUGGUUCAGAAGGCAAGUUUAACCUCUAUUUCUACCUGGAUGAAGACGUUUGGAAAUGGCUCUGGGGAGGAGAAGCUUCGAUUUGUACAGAUGCGGAAGUUUGCAGAGCAGGACCCAAUGGAGCAAAGGGUAUCUCAGCCAAAGCGUCCACAUGAGGCUAAGAAAGUGGUGAAGACUCCUGAAGAGAGGCGGAAAGAGAUUGAGGUUCGGGUUGCUGCUGCAAGGCUAUUGCAACAGAGGGAUUCAUCAGCCGAUGGUGGCAUAGACUCCACUGAGGAUCAUGAAAAGUCGCUUCAGAAAAAGCUUGAAAGACGGAAAUCUAGUGGGCAAAAUUCACGAAAGGUUUCCAAGCCCCUUUCUGUAGAUGAGAGAAUAGAUCGGGUACGACAGUUUUGGUAUGAUCUUACACCUGAAAAGAGGGAGAGUAUGCUUGAAGUAUCUAUCGCUGAAUUGCGGGAUCAUAUAACAUCUUGGAAGGAGAGCGGAGGACUUAUCAAAAGUCACGCUGCAUCUGAUGCUCUUUCCGAGGCUUUAGAGUUCGUGCAGGAGAAAAAAACUUGGCGCUUCUGGGUGUGCUGCAAAUGUGGGGAAAGGUUUACCAGCUACCACGAUCUGAGUCAUCAUACUUUGGAGAGGCAUGUGCCGACUCUUCCUCAGAAAUUUCAACAGAUGAUACCUCAUGAGAUCGACCAAGAGUGGGUGGAUCAGCUGCUGGAUGAAGAUUGCAGCCCAAUUGAUGGAGCUGCAGCUGUCGAGCUGCUCAUCCAAUCUGCUUGUUCUUACCAGCCCGAUGAAUCAGAAUCUAUAGAAACCACCGCUAUGCAGUUCGAAGAUUCGAAGUUGUCUCAGAAAUCUGAGAAUGAAGUCACCAUGGCCGAGAGCGUGGAGAAUGUUAAAAAGGUGGAACUUGAAUUUUUUGAAGAUAUUGAAGCAGGACUUGGCCAGGGAGCAAGUGGAUUAUUCCAGGAGCAUCUGCAUACCUGCAUAAGAGAUUAUCAAAAAGGAAUAAAAAUAGACCGGUCUGCUAAAAUAGAAAUUCCUUCUCAAAACCUACCACUUGCGGAAGACAAGUCAAGGAAAGAGCUGCUCGAGAAAAUUUACAACCUGUUCAGGAUUCUCAUCAGGAACAAGUGCUUAGCGCAUGACCAUGUUGCAAAGAUUAUCCAAUUCGCCACAGAGGAAACUCAGUCUUUAGUGUCAGAUCCUGCAGUGCCUUAUGAGUUCAAUCAAUCCCCCGUGUAUAUUCGCUUCUUGGAGCUAUCACCUCUUCAGCGUCUACACAAUUAUCUUGUGGAGUUUGGUCAGGCAUGUGGAGUAAACUGCCAUUUAGAAUCCACGGUUUUGUCUCGAAGUGGAGAUGCUGGUGAAGAAGAGAUUAUUCUAGAUCAGCUGUCUUUGAACGAGGGUUUUACACGUCUCUUGUUAGACGAGCGUGUGCUCAAGGAAUUUCCUGAGGGGAAACUUUUACCUAGUGAAAUCCUAAAGCAUGGAGGAGUCAAAGAGUUCGCGGCCGAAAAAGACCCCGUAGCUCAUCGACACCCUUUGUGUCUUAUGAUAGGUAAGACUGGAGAACCAGGUACCAAGCAUAUGGAUCUUCAACUAUCAUGGAUGUUUGGUACCCUAGAACAUGAAUAUCUGCCUUCUGGUUGGAAGCAGUUUCGGGAGCAACAGGGACAGCGGGGGCGCGCUGUGUGCCGUGAACUUGAGAAAGAACUUGAAAAUAUACUCGACUUAUGUAGACAGAAAUAUGAACUUCUGAGUAAUGAGGAGGCAUUAAGCUUUGUUGAACGAUUAUGCGUAGAAGAAAACAAAAGAAGAGAACUUCAACCUGAUGGUACUGGCAACAGCUUUGAGGUAAUUUUGAAAGACCGGCAGCAGGAGCUACUCGAUGCCCGCGUACGUGGGUUUUCUUCUAGUCGAAAAUCCGAGCUAGAUGCGAUUAGUGACAUCUUAAGGGAUGCUCAGACUGGGAUGGUUCGCAGGCGUCCUAGUGAUGGAAGCUUGGGAGUCCGUGUAAGUGACUGGGAUGAGUACGAAGAAUCGUGGAAAGUGCCAGAGUCCAUCCAUCGUGUUGAUUCCCGCGUAGAUGAAGAUUCUCGUGUGGAGGAUGCAAUGUUUCGACAAAGAGAACAGCUUUCAAAUAAGAUUAACCUCCUGGAUGCAAAAAUAAUGAGAGCAACGGAUGAUCUGGAAAAGUUGGAGAUUAAACUUGGACAAUUGGCGGUCCUUGAUUAUACAGCAGUUACUCUCCCUCUCGUGAAGAGUUUUCUCCAGAAUCGGUUAGCGGCAGAAGUUGAAAGGGAUGCCAUGCGGAAAUCAGAGGCAGCUCAAGAAGCUUUUCUUGCGGAGCUUGCCAAGGAUCAGAAAAACUUAGUACCCAAAGAAGCAGAAUAUCAGAAGCAAGCCCGUGACAAGUCAAAAGAGAAGAGGAAAGCUAAAGAUCAGAAAAAGUCCAAGGAUGCAAAGCGCGGUUUCUCCCACGCAGGACAGCAAGUUGAAGCUGCCAGUGUGGAGUUGGACGAAGAGGACAGGGGUGACCAUUGGGAUUGGGUGGUUGGAGAUGAUGCAAAGCAACAGCGCGAGUCUGAAGUUCAGCAUCAAGCUUUGUUGUUAGAAGAGGAACGCAAGCUUAUGGAAGCUCUGGAGUUACAGCGGCGCGUGGAAGAAGAAGCCAAGCGGAAACAUCUGGCGGAGCAAGAACGGAGGAGGCAAUUAGCACAGCAGACCAUGCAGGCCUUGGACAAUGGGAAAGAAGCCGUUUGCACUCUACCAACUGCGAGUGACUUGGUUGAUGUUGUCAACUCCGAGAUGUUGCCAUCAAGUUCCAUGCAACUCUCGGUGGCUCAGAAAAGCUGUCAAUAUCCCACCGAAGUGGCAGAUCCUAUGAAUGGUCAAGUAGUUCUUCCGACAGAAGGAAUACACAACUCUAGAGAGGUUUUGCGUCCUUCUCUUCCACCGCAGAAAAUGCACCCUGUCAUAGACCAUAAGGUCUCUGAAAUCUCUGUAAAUGUGCCCGGUGGGACGGAAUUUGAUUUGGAAGUUACUGAGCAGCAUAUGCUGAAAGAUACGUGUAAUAAUAUCUUGGGGAAAGCAAGUCGUGAGGAAGUUAUAGCGUCAGAAGGUGGUAUCCACUUACCACCAGCGGAUGGUGAUCACCCUAAUGCUGUACAGAAGAAAACGAAAGGAGGUAGUAGCCGCAACCGGCGCAGAAAGGGUCCUCGUAUAUACGCUGAAGAAGGUAUAGUAGUUGAUCAGGAUCCACAGUCUUGUAAUACUUUUGAAUCUGCUAAUGGGUUAAAGACAUUUCCAAGGCAGAACCUCUCAAAGGAGCUUGGGGCGUCAUCUUCUAUAGACAAGUCGAAGCCUCUUUUGCGCCAGAAUACUACGCGAAAUUAUGGUGCUGCACCAACUAACGGGGUACAUGCAGCACAGCCACUCCUCCUAUUACCUGCACCUCCUGCAUAUGAAGGUUGUGCCGAGCAUGAGGUAAAGAAGACCUUGCGGCAGCUUCAAACAGAGCAAGACGAUGAGGAGCGGUUUCAGGCUGAUUUGGAGCAGGCCAUGCGUCAGAGUUUAGACAUGUUAGCUUCGCAGUCAGCAGCGCCAGUAACCUCAAGCUAUAUAGCUUCAUCUCCUCUUCACACCGUAAGCUCAAACGGCACAGCUGGUGAUUGUGGAGCGCAGCAACUGGUAGAGGCAGGGACUACUGGAUCUCAACCUGGAGCAGUUGAAGCACUUUCGAAGGAAGUUGAGGAGUUUGGGAAAGGCCUGAGAAACGAAAUUGGGCAGUACAACUGUUUUCUCAAUGUAGUCAUACAGUCACUAUGGCAUUUGAGGCGGUUUCGGGAGGAGUUGUUGGCUGACACGAGUAUGCAGCAUGUGCAUGUGGGAACACCUUGUGUGGUUUGUGCACUGCGUGAUAUUUUUUUGGGUUUGGAUACGCCUGUCCACAACAGCAGCAGUAGAGAUGCAGUUGCUCCGAUUGCUUUGCGGGUUGCUCUCAGUGCAUUGUAUCCAGAUAGUGACUUAUUCAAACAGGGGCAAAUGAAUGAUGCAUCUGAAGUCUUGGCAGUUAUUUUUGAGUGUCUACACAAGGCUUUCGUGCCAAAUGCUACUUUUGUUGGCAACUCAGAGAGUAGCUUAGCACGAGGAUCAUGGGAUUGCUAUGGGGAGCAUGCAUGCAUGGCUCACGCUUUGUUUGGACUGCACGUUGCCGAGCAAAUGAAUUGCCAAAGCUGUCAUUUGGAGUCUCGGCACUUAAAGUACACGGCUUUUUUUCACCACAUUAAUGCAAGUGCACUGCGUACUGCUAAGGUACUGUAUCAGGAAAGCUCCAUGGACGAGCUUUUAAAACUUGUUGACAUGAACGACCAAUUAGCAUGUGAUAUCACUGAUGAUGGUGGUUGUGGGCGGCAAAACCACAUGCAUCACCUCCUCCAAUCUGCUCCUCAUGUAUUUACGACAGUGCUGGGGUGGCAGAACGGGCGGGAGAGCUUUGAAGAUAUAACAGCCACAGUGGAUGCUAUUGAUGUUGCAUUAGAUGUUGGCGUUAUUUAUUGUGGCCUUGAUAAAGGGUUCCAUCACAGACUAGUAUCUGUUGUAUGCUAUUAUGGUCUUCAUUAUCAUUGUUUUGCCUAUAAUCAGGAGCUUGGUAGGUGGGUAAUGUUUGAUGACAGCACAGUAAAGGUUAUUGGGGAAUGGAAAGAGGUGGCAAGCACAUGUCGGAGAGGACAUUUGCAGCCUCAAGUGCUUUUUUAUGAGGCGGUAGCAGCAAGAUCUGAGGCUUUGGCACUGACAGUGUGUUAAUGGGUUACUGGAAAAGUUAAUUGAAGUUGAGGAAUUUAUUGAUUCGCGUAGGCAUAUGACUGUAACUCUCAUUUCAAAGGAACAAAUCAUCACUUUGCUGAGCACUUCCCGUCUGUGUUGUGUCAUCAAAAAGGCCACAACGGAUUGUCUUCAGUAGUAUGUAGGCUGAAAUAUGUAGUGUAGAAGUGGUGGAGGUCUUGAUGUAGCUCGACUGUUUUUCCUCUUGCAUCCCAUUCUUGAAAUGUAGCUAGCCUAGAAUAAUGUGCAGAGUGGAGAAGUGGAAACGGUCAACCCGUUGCAUCUUGCUACUGCUCCUUUCAAAGUUCUACUCAGGAGUUUUCUGGAGUUCUGAAGGUUGAUGAACUUCUGACAUAACUCGGCAUGGAGCGCAUUGUAGUCGAUGUAAAAGAUAAGUUUUCGUACUUGGCAAUUGAACCAUUUGAACAGUUACAUCAUGACUCUUAUUAAUAUGCUAUGAUGACUAUGCUUUUACUUUAGACGUUUUUAAGACAGAGAUAAUAGAAAAAAGAUGGUUCUAAAAUUCAAAUUCAAGUAUUCACUAUAUCAUUAUAAAUUCUGAUUAGUUAUUAUAUCAAA